CUCUCUGUCUCGCUCUCUCUCUCUCUCUCUCUCUCUCUAGUGGUAGAUGAACAGAACAGACACACUCAUAUCCAGCACAUGUCUUCCUCCUCGUCCAUAAAGAGAGAGAACAGUGAGGAGCUGAAAGAGCCAGAACCACGUCACAUCAGUUUGAGCCCCACCACUUCCUCUAGCAUCGUCUUGGAGAAACCAGAGAGUCUCAGCCCUCCAUCCUUUAACGAGGAUCAGUGUUCAGAGAAAUGUGUACUGAACAAUUACUUUGGGAUCGGUCUGGAUGCUAAGAUCUCCCUGGAGUUUAACAACAAGAGAGAUGAACACCCCAAGAAAUGCAGUAGUCGUACUAAGAACAAGUUGUGGUAUGGGGUGAUGGGAACCAAGGAGCUGGUGCAUAAGACGUAUAAGAACCUGGAGCAACGGGUACUGUUGGAGUGUGAUGGUGUCUCUAUAUGUCUGCCCAGUCUUCAGGGACUAGCUGUUCUCAACAUCCCCAGCUAUGCAGGAGGAAUCAACUUCUGGGGUGGCACCAAAGAGGACAGCAACUUUGGCGCUCCGUCAUUUGACGAUAAGAAGCUGGAGGUGGUGGCUGUGUUUGGCAGCAUGCAGAUGGCUGUAUCCAGAGUCAUCAACAUCCAGCACCACCGCAUCGCACAGUGUCGUCAGGUAAAGAUCACUAUCCUAGGAGACGAGGGGGUACCAGUACAAGUGGAUGGUGAAGCAUGGAUCCAGCCCCCAGGGAUAGUCAAGAUCACACACAAGAACAGAGCUCAGAUGCUCACCAGAGACAGGAACUUUGAGAGGACUCUGACGUCAUGGGAGGACAAGAGGAAGAUUGACAGCUACCAUUCCUCCAGGCCCCUCCUCAACUCUCAGCAAUCUAUGGAAUACCUCACAGAGGAGGAGUGUGCCCAAGUUCAGCAGCUGGGCUUGGUGGCAGAUACGCUCAUCACUAGGAUAAGAGAUGCGGCUAAGACACACAAGCUGGUGGAACAGGAGUUGGCUCAUGCUGUUAACGCCAGUGCCCUGGUCCUCAGUGAAGCCUUCCCCUCCAAGCCGUCCAGCCCUGAGUGUCUGAGUCGCAGUACAGCAGUGGAGAUCGUGAACAGCAGUAGAGUCCUAAAGCUGGAGACCACGAUGCUGCUGGAGGGGAAACUACUGGUGGACUCUCCCCAGGAAGAGGAGCUCCUCUCUACUCUCAGCAGUCUGAGCACUGAACUCUGCAAGCUGGACGACAUACACUGGAUCUGCCCUGCCAUGCACUGCUCUGAGGAGGUGGCUGACACUGUGAGGGUGACCGGUAAGAGCAGUAUUAAGAUGAAGAUGAUGCCUAAGGUGAAGAGGGAGAGAGAGAAGCUCCACAAGCAGAAGUCCAAUAGCUCUCUGUCGGGAUCUUGGGAUAUUAAAGGUGGCGCAUAUGAGACGGCUCCUUCAGGCAAUUGAGGAACUUAACGCAAAUACUUAACAAGGUACACCCAUCACCAUGGCAGCCAGGGGAGGUGAGGGGUGUCACCCUCUUCUUCCUGCCGGAUGUGGGCUUUACCUACCGAGGGGUGAGAAGUACAGAAUGAUUCCACGACCCUCCCGCCUUUCAGCAAACACCUCCCCCUUGACUCUCGAUGUUCUCCAUUAUGAAAUUGGGGAGGAGUUGUUUUUAACUAGGGGGUGUGGCUUUGCAGCCUAUCACCAUUUUGGGUCCUGUUAUUGGUUCUAUUUGGCCUGCUGACCCAGGAGGUAGGCGUGGCUUCUUGAGACGAAAGCAGAGGAGGAGAGAUGCUCUCUUAGCAACUUGUUUCCUUGACGACGCAAUGUGUUUACGUAGGCGGAGCUCUCCUUUGCAUGACAUGAGCAGCCAUUUUGUUUUUAUUCUUAGAUAACUACCUUUGUUUGGCAGGCGUUUACACUUCCUCUUUUCUCUCUCUUUUGUCAUCUUUAUUGACUUUCGCGACAAUUUACAGGACUUUUUAGUUUCCUCAAGAAAUCUGAAGACUGAAGACGACUUUGCUUUCUGUUCCUUUCGCCGUAAGAACAACAAAAUGCAAAUGAACAACAUCUCAAAUUAUUCUCACCUGCUGAACUGGAGAGUCAUAAAUGUCAAAAGAAAAUAAUUGAGGAAUGUACUACAUGUGUGCGUGUUACCUUGUGAAUAUUAAUUUUACCGUGUGAAUAUUCAUAUUACUGUGUGAAUAUUUGUACUACCGUGUGAAUAUUCAUAUUACCGUGUGACUAUUCAUACGGUAGUAUGACUGGCCUACAUGGUACUGCAGUAGCUACUUACUGUAAUAUUCAAGCCACUAUGACCAUCUGAUGUCUCCAUCCCUGCAUGCCUUCCACUCUUAACUAUCCAAUGAGAUGGAAGAAGUAGCCCACUAGACACUGAUCUAAGGUCAAGAUUAGAAGGGAAAUCUGAUCCUAGAUCUGUGGUUAGGACAAACUUUCACCAUGAGCUUAUACAUUCCCUAAUGAUCUCGAUUGAAUAUAUAUAUAUAUAUAUAUAUAUAUAUAUAUAUAUAUAUAUAUAUAUAUAUAUAUAUAUAUAUAUAUAUAUAUAUAUUCUCUUGUAGAAAUUGGGUAGCGCCUUAUCUGAAGACACUUCUAUAAACUGUAUAAUUUUUUUUAUUACGUUAUUAAUAGGAAGAAUAAAUUCAUAAAUAAGAAUAAAUUAAGAAAUGGAUACAACAUUUAUUACAACGUCCUGUAAUAUCUUGAAGAUUUAUUUAAUCCGUUUAAUGCUGAACAAACUUGAAAUAAUGAUGUUUCUAGUCAAUCAGAUAAACUGUUAGCGAUAUGAAUGUGCUACGGUACCAUUAGCAUGCUACUGUUAGAGGCUUUAAUGAGGUACCUUUACAUGUGUGGACAGUUUCUUACCGGGCGCACUGGUUUUAAAUGACAUAUGACGAUUGUGUGUGUAUGUGCAAAUGACACUGUGUGUGUGUGUGUGUCGUUCAUUUUACUGUGUCGUUUGAGUUUACUGUAUGUUGCCUUGCACUUUACAAAGCGAAACUUAAAGAACACAUUUGUGCGUGUGUUGUAAAGUGACCGUUCACUUGUGGUUUUUAUUGCUAUGACAACGGUCCCUCUCCGUUGUAUUUAUGACAAAUCUAUACAGAGAUCAAUGUGUGUUAAUAUAUAAAUAUAACCAAACAAAUGUUAAAGUGUGUAUGUGUGUAUAUAUAUAUAUAUACAGUACCAGUCAAAAGUUUGGACACCUACUGUACUCAUUCACGGGUUUUUCUUUAUUUUUACUAUUUUCUGCAUUGUAGAAUAAUAGUGAAGACAUCAAAACUAUGAAAUAACACAUGGACUCAUGUAGUAUUUUAGAUUCUUCAAAGUAGCCACCCAAUUCCCUGAUGACAUCUUUGCACACUCUUGGCAUUCUCUCAACCAGUUUCAUGCGGAAUGCUUUUCCAACUGUCUUGAAGGAGUGCCCACAUAUGCUGAGCACUUGUUGGCUGCUUUUCCUUCACUUUGCAGUCCAACUCAUCCCAAACCAUCUCAACUGGGUUGAGGUCGGGUGAUUGUGGAGGACAGGUCAUCUGAUGCAGCACUCCCUCACUCUCCUUCUUGGUCAAAUAGCCCUUAUACAGCCUGGAGGUGUGUUUUGGGUCAUUGUACAGUUGAAAAACAAAUGAUAGUCCUACUAAGCGCAAACCAGAUGGGAUGGCGUAUCGCUGUAGAGUGCUGGGUAAGUGUGCCUUUAAUUCUAAAUAAAUCACAGUCAGUGUCACCAGCAAAGCACCAUCACACCUCCUCCAUGCUUCACUGUGGGAACCACACAUGCAGAGAUCAUCCAUACAUCUACUCUGAGUCUCACAAAGACCCGUCAGUUUGAACCAAAAAUCUCAAAUUUGGACUCAUCAGACCAAAGAACAGAUUUCCACCGGUCUAAUGUCCAUUGCUCGUUUCUUGGCCCAAGCAAGUCUCUUCUUAUUGGUGUCCUUUAGUAGUGGUUUCUUUGCAACAAUUUGACCACGAAGGCCUGAUUCACACAGUCUCCUCUAAACAGUUGAUGUUGAGAUGUCUGUUACUUGAACUCUGAAGCAUUUAUUUGGGCUGCAAUCUGAGGUGCAGGUAACUCUAAUGAACUUAUCCUCUGCAGGAGAGGUGAAUCUGAGUCUCCUUUUCCUGUGGCGGUCCUUAUGACAGACAGUGUCAUCGUAGCGCUUGAUGGUUUUUCCUGAUUGACUGACCUUCAUGUCUUAAAGUAAUGAUGGACUGUCGUUUAUCUUUGGUUAUUUGAGCUGUUCUUGCAAUAAUAUGGACUUCGUCUAUUACCAAAAAGGGCUUUCAUCUGUAUACCACCCAUACCUUGUCACAAAACAACUGAUUGGCUCAAACUCAUUAAGAAGGAAUGAAAUUCCACAAAUUAACUUUUAACAAGGCACACCUGUUAAUUGAAAUUCAUUCCAGAUGACUACCUAAUGAAGCUGGUUGAGAGAAUGCCAAGAGCGUGCAAAGCUGUCAUCAAGGCAAAGGGUGGCCACUUUGAAGAAUCUAAAAUCUAAAAUAUAUUUUGAUUUGUAUAACAUUAUUUUGGUUACUACAUGAUUCCAUAUGUGUUAUUUCAUAAUUUUUAUGUCUUCACUAUUAUUCUACAAUGAAACAAAUGUAAAAUAAAGAAAACCCCUUGAAUGAGUCUGUGUGUCCAAACUGUUGACUGGUCGUGUAUGUGUUUUGCAGGGUUGCAAAAUUCCGGUAACUCCCCAAAUUCCCAUGUUUUGUAGAAAUCUUGAUUGGAAGAUGUUUUAACCAGAAGGGAGUCCAGGAAUCCUCCAACAAGGAAAGUCACAGGAAAUUUGCAACCCUAAUGUUCUUAGUUUACACAUCCUAAUCUCAUGGAACAAACAUAUUCUCAAAAAUUUUACUGCAAGGUUAAAAUUUUACUCCAAUGUUAUGCCAACCGUUCCUUAGCAACGGCUUCUGUGUCUGUUGCGCGGUACUAGGAUAUCGGUACUGAACAGUAUUGAAAUAUUCACGUGACAUUAAAAUAUAUAGCUGUCAAUCGCCAAGGUACUGAGAGGAACGGAGGACAAUGCAACAACGUAUCAAGUCAUUAGGAAAUGAUUUGAAAACGUCUUGUCGGACUACAUGUGUGUAACAUGUAAUAUGCCACGGUUGUGUGUUUGACGACAAGGUUUUUGUGAACUCACUUUGUCUUGUGAACUCCCCCCCUUUACAGACAGAAGGACUCUCCUCUGCAAUGCUCAAAGCUGGACUGGAUGUUGCACGUUGUCUGUUAAUUGGUUCUGCUGGUUGAUCGCUGUAACCAGGCUGGGAGGUUAGCCUUUGGACCUAACAUUAUUCCGUUGUCCUAAGUGUCAAGAUGUUGUAUAUUAUACUAUUUAAUGGUAUAAAUUGAUAAGAAGGGAUGUGAUUUGUGAAUUGAAUCUUGAAUUGAAUUGUGAAUCUUUGACGUCAUCAUGUAUUGGACUUGAUUGAGUGUUCCAAAUAUACGUUAUUUCAUCUUA
Molecule: messenger RNA, 5462 nt
Organism: Salvelinus fontinalis (brook trout)
Lineage: Eukaryota; Metazoa; Chordata; Actinopteri; Salmoniformes; Salmonidae
Product: diacylglycerol kinase eta-like
Exons: 13
Coding region: 79-1437 (452 amino acids)
Biological process (GO): diacylglycerol metabolic process; intracellular signal transduction; lipid phosphorylation
Molecular function (GO): ATP-dependent diacylglycerol kinase activity
Source: RefSeq, a predicted model, not a curated record